This is a messenger RNA of Syzygium oleosum, 1348 nucleotides long. RefSeq names its product chitinase-like protein 1. Gene Ontology annotation, molecular function: chitinase activity. Gene Ontology annotation, biological process: chitin catabolic process; cell wall macromolecule catabolic process; carbohydrate metabolic process. The record is from RefSeq and is a predicted model, not a curated record. NCBI's taxonomy places the organism in Eukaryota, Viridiplantae, Streptophyta, Magnoliopsida, Myrtales, Myrtaceae. The transcript has 4 exons. The coding region runs from base 168 to 1136 and encodes 322 amino acids.
CCCCCGGUCUCCUUCUCUCUCUGCUGGGUCACCUCCGUUUCUUUCUUUCUUAUUUGUCUAGAUACUCGCACAUCAGCACCACUCACCGACGACCCAGAAUCAAGAAAUCAGCGCACACCCACCUCCUCAUUCCGUCUCUCCGAUCUGAGGAUAAUCCAGUUCUCAAGAUGGAGGAGAUGAGGAAAGCGAUUUGGGUGAUUCUGGCAAUGGCGGUGUUUGCGAGCAGUGCGAUGGUGGGUGUUCGUGGGGAUGAUACCAAGAUUUUGGUGAAGAAGGUGAAGGGGGAGAAGGUGUGUAUGCAGGGAUGGGAGUGUAACACUUGGUCGAAGUACUGCUGUAACCAGACGAUCACCAACUUCUUCCAGACUUACCAGUUCGAGAACCUCUUCUCGAAGCGGAAUUCGCCGGUGGCCCAUGCCAUCGGCUUCUGGGACUUCCAGUCCUUCAUCACCGCUGCCGCCCUCUAUGAACCCCUUGGCUUUGGUACCACUGGUGGCCAUUUAAUGCAGAUGAAGGAGAUCGCUGCCUUCCUCGGCCACGUUGGAGCUGCGACUUCUUGUGGCUAUGGAGUAUCAACUGGAGGACCUCUAGCAUGGGGUCUUUGCUUCAACAGAGAAAUGAGCCCUAGCCAGUCAUACUGUAAUGACUACUACAAACUCACCUAUCCUUGUAGUCCUGGAGCUGAAUACUAUGGCCGUGGUGCCCUGCCCAUCUAUUGGAACUUCAAUUAUGGUUACAUUGGCGACUUUUUGAAGGUGGACCUGCUGAACCAUCCAGAAUACAUUGAGCAGAACGCAACCCUCGCCUUCCAAACUGCUAUUUUUAAGUGGAUGACUCCGAUCAAGAAAUCACAGCCUUCGGCUCACGACAUCUUCGUCGGUAACUGGAAGCCCACCAAGAACGACACUUUGGCCAAGCGUAUCCCGGGCUUCGGCGCCACAAUGAACAUCCUUUAUGCAGAUCAAGUGUGUGGACAGGGCGAUAUUGACAGCAUGAACGUCAUCGUCUCCCACUAUCUGUAUUACCUCGACCUGAUGGGUGUUGGCCGAGAGGAGGCUGGACCCCACGACUACCUCACUUGCGCGGAGCAGGUCGCAUUCAACCCUACUUCUUCCUCCUCCUCUUCCACUUCUUGAGCCUCUGAGUAUCUCGCCCAGAUGUUCAACCGGUCUCCGGUGAAGUCAAGCGUCGAAAGAAAUUGUGCAUGUGUUUUGCAUCCAGUGAAUAUCACUAAGUAAACCCUGUGAAUCGGCCCACUGCCAUUAUUUGUUCUUUCUAUUUAUGUCCAGGUUCGGUUUGUUUGUGGAAUAUACAUAAUGUGUUGCAGUAUAAUUUGUAAUUUUUGUCA